UCUAAUUAACUGAACAGCGACCUCUACAAACUACUAAAUAUGUAUCACUCAGAAAAACACAUCUGAUGGUUUUAAAAAUGUAAAUAUUUGAGAAUCCUGGCCAAAAAUUUUAAUAUAAAAUGCGCAAAACGUCGGCACAUUUCUACUUAAUUUUAAUCAAUAUUGUAUCGGUACACUUAUUUCCAAACAGUACAAAAUAUAACCCAAACGAUGGAAACUUCGAUUGGAGCACGUUUGACGACGAUUUACAUUUGAAAAAAACUCAUAAUGUAAGCCUCGGAUCAUAUAACGACUACGUGGAGCUCGAUUACUCCUCGAAGAAUUCGUUCUCGAAUGAAACUAGCGAAUAUGAGCAAAGUGACGAGAGUCUGGUACCAUCGUACGAGCUCAGCGAGGAACUCGAUUACCCAACAACGAAACCCAGACCAAAUGCUACAAAUGAAUUUGAACAAAAACUCUUGGAUGCUGAAAUAUUUGACGAUGUGAUACACGCGAUGCCUGAAAAAUGUCUCAAGGUGACAAUGAAUCACGGUGAUUUAAUUCCGGGUCAAAGACUAAAUCUGCUAGAAGCUUGGGAUCAACCUAACAUUACAUACGAAGCAGAUCCCAAACAUUUGCAUACGUUAUUUCUGAGCUGUAAUUCAAAAUACAUCCCAUUCUCAUCUGAAUCCCAAUCACAAAACGAUGUAACUAAAGCCCAAAGAGAAAUCUCCAAAUGGCUGAUCAUCAACAUACCUGGAAACAACAUCUCAGCUGGGACAUCUUUGUAUAAAUAUACUCCACCGAGUAGACAUCAUCAGAAACAAAUUGUAGAUCGUUAUACAUUUUUACUCUAUAAACAACGAUACAAGAUCAAGGAUGAGUGGUUACCAGAUCCAGUAAACGGAGAUUUCUAUAGUCCUGGAGAGAUAAAUGAGAGCUAUCCGUUUGCCCAGUAUUAUGGUCUAGGAAAUCCGAUAGCUUCAAAUUUUUUCGUUAUGCAUUGGUAGCUUAAUUUUUCACAUAUCGAAUUUCUGAGGAAAUGUAAUGAAAGCUUCGAG
Planococcus citri (citrus mealybug) is the source of this 1040-nucleotide messenger RNA. RefSeq names its product 26 kDa secreted antigen-like. The transcript is spliced from 5 exons. Bases 120 to 989 code for a protein of 289 amino acids. The record is from RefSeq and is a predicted model, not a curated record. Lineage: Eukaryota; Metazoa; Arthropoda; Insecta; Hemiptera; Pseudococcidae.